Molecule: messenger RNA, 2202 nt
Organism: Sinocyclocheilus anshuiensis
Lineage: Eukaryota; Metazoa; Chordata; Actinopteri; Cypriniformes; Cyprinidae
Product: probable palmitoyltransferase ZDHHC12
Exons: 5
Coding region: 330-1043 (237 amino acids)
Source: RefSeq, a predicted model, not a curated record
GCAUCAACAAGCUUAUUAGAGCGAGAGAAACACAGUAUCUAAAUGAGGUACCGCGCCUCGGUUGCGUUACGAUGCUAUAGUCUGCUGGAUUAGAUGUGCAGCAUAAAAAGUUCUAUGCUAGGGUGAAAUAUUGUGGUUAAAAUGAUUAUUGUUCUGGAAUUUAGCGUAGGACGCGUAGGAGCUCACUUGACAGCUGGAAUGUAACUGGGUUUCUUACGAGCUGGCUAACACAGCUAGCUGCCUAGAGGUCUGUGACUCUGAGAAUAAGAUGCAUUUCAUUUCGAGCACACAGCAGAUGCAUGCUUAGGCGUAUAUAGAAGUAUGCUAGGAUGUUCAAAAAUGUGUUCGGAUCAGGAUUCCUGGUGAGGACCGCUCAUGUCAUCUUGACAUGGGUUAUAACGUUGAUUCUCUUCCUCCACGACACCGACCUCCGCAGACAGGAGGAGACGGGGGAGCUCACACUGCCGGUUCUCUUUGUGCUGCUGGUCCUGGUGUCUGUGUUGCUGUACUUUGCAGUUUCUCUUAUGGAUCCUGGAUUUGUCCUGUCUGAUGACUGUGACUUGCAGGUUAAAACACGGAUCCCCCCACCCUCUCAUUAUAUAUAUAUAUUACAGGACGUACAUACACUUGUGUCGGCCUAUGUUGAGGGGCGUGUCCACAAGUGUGGCACGGGUAUUCAGACCCCCUUCAAGCUUGUUGUCUUACUGUGGGGACUGUACAUGGCCUGGUCCGGCUUCAGUCACGCUCCCACCUGGCAGCUGUGGUUGAGGACCAACGGUGUGCUUCUGGGAGCAGCGGCGGCAGUGGCUGUCCUGUCCCUGACCGUGCUUCUCCUCCUGGGGUCUCACCUGUACCUGGUGUCCCUGAAUACCACCACAUGGGAGUUCAUGUCUCGACACAGAAUCUCUUACCUCAAGCACUGCGGUGCGGACGAAAACCCUUUUGACCGCGGAACCCUGCGCAAUCUCUGGAGCUUCUUCUGCAUUUGGGAACCGGUGGUUUGGGAGCAUGUAUAUUUCAAGCAAGGCAAUGAUACGAUUUAAUUUCCUUGGAGUCACGACUGCUGUGACAAAAAACCCAUUAGAUGGAAAUCGAUGUUUUGGUGGAAAUCGCUCCAAACUGCAUCUGCAGAACAUCUAAUCUACUUCUCCCAUUCCAUUUUGAAAGUGAUUCUUAAAUGCAUGAACUUUGUAGUUGCAAUGAUGUUUGAUCAAGCGUAAUCAAAUAGGUUGGAAUGAGCAUUUUUAUUAAAGUGUUUUGUGAAUAUUUUGCCCACAUAGAACUUUGACAAUUCGUCUGUGCUGAUUUUGCACAUUUUAAUAGCAAACGCAGAACAAAAAGCACAAAAUCAAAAUAGCGUUUUUCAGAGCUGAUUUGUGGUUUCCCAUUAAUGCAAUACAUAGAGAUAUCAAAAUGGUAUAUGCUAAUUAUUUAUUAACUUGGCUCUGCUCCUCUAAUCUCUUUCAUGGUACUAAAAAGCUGUUGGACAAAAGUAAUUGAGCUAGACAGUCUGUCAGCUUAUUGUAUAGCAGCAGCAGCAGAUGAUGAUGUACUGUUACAUCAGCAAUCAUUUUGUGCAAUUAUUGUGAAAUAGUUGUAUAUACUUAUUUUGUGUUUUUUUUUUUUUUUUAGAAAAUAGACAUCCCCUUUUAAGAACCAUUUCAAACAAGGUAACGAGAAGUUCAUGUUUAUAAUGCAAAUAAUUUCCUAUAGCACUUUAUAUAUCAUUGGUGAAAUUUCCAUAUGCUUGUAAUGUGACUUUAUAAUAUUGGAAUAAAUGUUCUGGUUUAUCUAGACAUAACAAUCGAUACAUAAGAAAUUAACAUUGAAAGACUGAAUUUAGAAUACAAACAUAAUCAAUACUGUAAUGUUCAACAUUACACACAUUGUUUUUUGGUGAAAAACUAUAUAUUUUUCUAUAAAAAGGGCCUUUCCUAUUACACAUCAGCAUCUUAAAGAGAGAAAGAUGUAAGUGCAUGUGACACUCCUUUGACUGUUAGAUCUCGGUCCAUUUCGGACUGCCAGAAAAGUAAUGUUUUGUUGAUGAAUGCAGUACAAUGAAGUCCACAUAGUGUGACUUUUACCAAACAUUAGAAUUUUUUCUGAAUAAUAUAAUCAUAAAAAGCAAUAAUUGUUUUUGCUUUUACUUCAUUUCAGUUUCUUUAAAUUGUUUGCACUUGAGUGUUUUUAACGUAUCAAUAU